This is a messenger RNA of Emiliania huxleyi CCMP1516, 807 nucleotides long. RefSeq lists its product as hypothetical. The transcript is spliced from 4 exons. Bases 1 to 807 code for a protein of 268 amino acids. Gene Ontology annotation, molecular function: protein binding. The record is from RefSeq and is a predicted model, not a curated record. NCBI's taxonomy places the organism in Eukaryota, Haptophyta, Isochrysidales, Noelaerhabdaceae.
AUGCGAGCCGAUGGCGACGCCCGCCUCGAGGCCGAGGCCUCGAAGCUGGCGCUGCAGCGCGUGCAGCAGCUGCUCGUACAGGCCGCACAGCGUGUAUGCCCCGCGCACGCUUUCGUCUUCGAGCUGCCCAAGGAUGCAGUCCGUCGGAGCGCGGCGGCGAGCGCCGGCGGCGACUUGCAGUGCCGCGCUGUGAGCACGAUCUGGCGGAAGCUGGUGGCGGGUGCGCGCGGCGCCGCCGUGGUGCGGGUCGAGACCGUUUCCGAGUUUGGCCUCAAGCGGGAGACGGACUACACGAGCGCGGCAGAUCUGGCGCGGGCAGUGCUUGCGCAGCUGCCCGAGGGCAGCCGCGAGGUGGUGGCCGAUGCGAGGGUGCUCGAGGAGGACGGGAGCCUGCAGCUGAGCACGCAGCUGCAUAUGCGUCGGAUGCGCGCGGCGGGUAUGCUGCACUGCGCGGCGCACCGGGCGCCGUACGAGGAGGCGACGGAGGCGGUGCACGCCGCCCGUGGCGCGCUGGUCUGCCGCUGGCUCGUCGCACAGGGCUGCGACGCCGACGCGCCGACGCGCGACGGCACGACACCGCUCCAUUGGGCGGCGGCGAUCAAAGGGCGGCGCGCCGUCUGCGAGUGGCUCCUCUCCCCGGAGGGGGGAGGGCUGGGCGAGCAGCACUUGCGCGCCGACGGCGACGGAAACACGCCCGCGCGCAUGGCGCGCGCCGAGGGGUUCGAGGAGCUUGCCGACUACCUGGAGGAGCGGCAGCGGGAGCUCGCGACGCCGCCGGCAGCGAUGGAGAAGCGUGGGGAGGGGUAG